Molecule: messenger RNA, 957 nt
Organism: Colossoma macropomum (tambaqui)
Lineage: Eukaryota; Metazoa; Chordata; Actinopteri; Characiformes; Serrasalmidae
Product: vitelline membrane outer layer protein 1-like
Exons: 5
Coding region: 197-793 (198 amino acids)
Source: RefSeq, a predicted model, not a curated record
AGUGCUGCCAAAAAGGGUGACUGGACAGCUGAAACGUGUGUUAUGUUCAGUCAUCAGAGUCCUGAUUAAAUAUAAAGCAGCUUUUGGUCUGGACAGCUUUUCAUACAGCCCUUCUAGACCCACGGUGACCAGGUACAAGGAGAAAAGAGGGAAGGAAAGAAACAUUUCUCUUUGACAGUCCACAGAGGCAGCAGCAAUGCAUCAGCUAAUGUGCAUUUCAGUGACUCUGUUUCUAGCCUCCACUGGAUCCUCCGUCAAAGGAUACAGAUUCUACAAGUCAGUACAUACUGUUAGUAAUGGUGGACCCUGGGGCGAAUGGGGUGAUCGAGAAAUGUGUCCCAACGGCUACUACGCUGCAGGUUUCAGUCUGAAGGUUGAAUACCCAGUAGACGGGGACGACACCGCACUCAAUGGAAUUAGUCUGCACUGUGUCAACACACGCGCAGGCAAGUUAUUGUUUUCAGACGUCGUCUCAGUAACGUCUGGAGUAGGAAGCUGGGGUACGUGGACAGCUCGGAAAUGGUGUCCGUCUGGGAUGCUGAUGAGUUUUCGGCUCCGUGUUGAAGGUCACCAAGGAGAUGGCGAUGAUACGGCCGCGAACAACAUAAUGUUCGAGUGCAGUGGAGAUGUCAGAAAUCUUGUCGGUGAGGGCACGUCCUGGGGUGAAUGGGGUGGCUGGAGUAAGUACUGCAGAGGAAAGGGGUUCUGCGGCAUCCAGACAAAAGUAGAGGGAUCACAAGGGUCAGGAGACGACACCACUCUCAACGACGUCAAGUUCUUCUGCUGCGACUGAGGUGCCGCCUGUCAUUUCAUCUUAAUCAAUGUGUACCAAGAAGAAAACAAGAUGGAUCACCUGUCUGCCUUUCUCUUAUCUCUGCUUGCCUCUCUUUCUUUUUCUCCAAAUGUACAGUGCUCUUGAGAAAUUUUUGAAAUAAAUUAAUGUAAUACUUAAAGAAA